GCCGCCGCCGAGAGGGCGAUGGCGGACGGGCCUGGCGAUCCGCCGCUUUUCAGCAGCCCCGCGCCGCCGCCGGAGACGGGCUGGGAGCGGCUCCGCGAGCUCUGGCGGCGAGACGAGCGGCAGGAGUAUCCGGAGGAAACCAUCAACAUCAUCAAGUCGGCCUUCGUCGCAGGGCUCGCAGGCUGGGUGUACGGGGGGCUGCCCGCCUUUUACCAGGGCCGCAAGGCCUUCAUCGACAGGAGCCACGGCGAGCUCUUCCAGAACCGCGCCGAUGCGGUGCAAGCUGCGCAUCGUGCUGGCCUUAGGAGCUUCAUUCGCUAUGGCUGGCGCUGGAGCUGGCGAGUGGCCACUUUUGUGACACUAUUCAACUUGGUGAGCACCAGUCUGUCUGUGUACCGCAAUAAAACCACCAUCAGUAAUUUUGCUUCAGCAGGAGCCUUCACAGGAGCCCUUUUCAGAAUCCACUUGGGCCUGCAGGGACUGGCAGGAGGCUUUGUGUUUGGAGCGGCAUUUGGGAUCCCUGCAGGGGGCCUCUUAAUGGUAAUGCAGAAGUUUGCUGGUGAGACCUUGGACGAGAAGAGAAACCGUGAGCGCAGGGAGCUGUAUGAACAGAAGUUAGCAGAGUGGCAAUCCAGGCUCAGUGUGACUGAAGUCUUAGGCCAAACAGAAAGUAACGUGGAAGGACCAGAGACAAAGAGAGCAAGAGCUGUCUAGGAACUGUUGAGUCUUCUCCAGAUCUCUGUUGUAAGCAGCUACAAAGUAUUUUGAUUCUGCAAAUAGAAGUCUUGAAGGUCUUUUGUGAAUGCAGUUACACCUGCUGUGCUUGUGAAAAAGCAUUUUGCUGAAAACACAGUUUAUGGACUCAUAUCACUGCACAACAGCAUGGAAUGGCCAAGAAGGUGGAAAUGUAGACUCUGCAUAAUGCAGCUUUGGCACGGGGUGAGGGCAGCCCCGGAACCUCAUUUAGAACCCAUUUCCUUGCUGAAAAUGUCCAGACCACCAGUGAGGUAGAAAUACUCAAGCUAAAGAAGCUGUGAAUAGUUUGAUUGCUAAAGGUACCCCGAUUCCAAAAGGUAAUUAGGCUCUGGUGUAAGCUGCUCUUCAGACAGCACCUGAGGACCUUGGUGUCAGAGCACAGCACAGGCAGCACUGGAGUGAGUGGUCCUCAUCCUCUUGUCAUCCCUGUCCCACAGCUUGACUGAGCCUGGUUUCAGCAUCAGCAAAUGCUGUCCCGCUGAUGGUGGUUUCUUCAGGCUUUUUGCAGAAAAACACAUGUGGUUCCUCCAGUAUCUGGGGUAUUUUGCAGUCAGUGUAUGGAGGGUGGAGGAGCUGGGAAUGAUAGAGAAAUACCUUGAAAAAGGCAUGUUUUGGGUUCCUCAGUAGAAGUGUGACUGAGAGGGCCACAAGAAGGAUGAUUUGUUUCUGGUGGUGAUGGUGGUGGAAAAUUUAACCAACAAGAAAAAGGCCUCUGAUUUCAUUUGAAGGUUGGGAAUUAGGGGAUUACCUUUGGGGAAAGUGUGGUUCAAGACACUUAAUAAAGCCAUCUAGCAGUG
Molecule: messenger RNA, 1553 nt
Organism: Pezoporus flaviventris
Lineage: Eukaryota; Metazoa; Chordata; Aves; Psittaciformes; Psittacidae
Gene: TIMMDC1
Product: translocase of inner mitochondrial membrane domain containing 1
Exons: 7
Coding region: 19-714 (231 amino acids)
Cellular component (GO): mitochondrion
Source: RefSeq, a predicted model, not a curated record